GGCCGUCAUGGUUGACGUGUGUUUGUGUGCAGUCGCCACAGUGGUGCUGAUCGUGACAGUAGUUCUGGCUUUGUCACGGCUAGGUUAUAUCUGUAUCAACGGCCACUGGCAAAAAGCACUAACAACCUUCUUGGGCUACGGCUUGCGGUCGCAAAAGCUCCAGAGUAGGACUAAUGACGGGUGGCAUGAAAUAUCAGUACCUGAGCAAACCUCUCUACAGGAGCAAACCCAGCCCGAUGUCAUUUACGCGAACUCAUCAUCUUUUUGUAACGAAAACCCUCAAGACACAGCGGAUGGCGGUACCAGCCAGAAAAGUGUGCAAAGCAAAACGCCUUCUCCAGAAUUUAACCUUAUUGGACAAAACGAUAUUAGUACAUAUACAACAGAGCUUGACGGAUAUCGGGUAAGUGUAGAACGCAGGUCGUCGAAUGAUGCAGUAUCACAUAACGAGAAGGCCCUAUGUGAUCCUUCGGGAACAGGCAGGUCAUUGGCGCAGAACUUCUUCAAAAGACACGAUACAGAAGAUUCUGUGCCAAGUACUGGGACAGACAUGCGCUGCCUCGUGUCGGAAUCUAAGAAUGUGCACGUCCUUAAUGUCGGUCCAAACUCUAUUGUGAACUAUGCAGCAAAAGAAACACAGGAAGACGCAUUAAUGGAGGAAGAGUUGUUCCCAGUCCUAUGUGUCGUUCAAAAACCAGGCGCCCCUGCCAAUGCUGCCAGAAAGAGAACCCACGAGCCUGACCCAGACACGGACUGUCGCGUUCUCCUCGGAGUCAAGUGUGACGUCAACAGUAAGGAACUCAUGGCCUUGUCCUUCAGCCACAGCCUAUCGAAAGGAAUUGUGGGAACGGACAUCAAUGACCCUACAAGGAACUACUUGAUCGACGUAGACACUAUAACAAACGUCUCUACCGAGAAUCAGGGUAUACGGUCACCUAGCUCUCAGUACUGGCCUCUCAUACCAGACCCUCAGGAGCGGACCUUACCUAGAAACGUGUGUGGUUUCUGGUUUCAGUUUCUCGGUCCUGCAACCACAUUUGAGGUGCGCUUCUGCCUUAGAGUAGCCCAGAUGCAAACUCCUUACAUGAGUACAGACCUUCAAAAUCCAUUCGAUUACAGGCUAGUAGAACUUGUGGACCAGCUAGAUAUUUCUGUAGAAACACGCGAUGUUCGUAGGAGGAGACAAAAAACUGAAAGUAAUUGCAAAAGGAGGCGUUAUUCUCAUGUCGUUGAUGAGAACACUAGAAACAGAUGGUUGACCACGGCUCAAACGACGGUUGAAAAGGAAAAACACACUAGCAAGUCUGUGUUGCCCAGCUUGUCCCGGUCAGAAAGAAGUGGUACCUGUAGGUCAACAGUGUAUGACAAGAUCAUGGGUCGUUUGGAGUUGCUGGGAGAAGAGGGAAGGUGGCAGGAGUUUGACAUUUUCGCUGGGCAACUGGUAAAACACUUCGAAACUAGAGCUGAUACUGAUCUAAAGACUGUCGUUGUGUUGGAACAAGCUUUGGCAGAAUACUACAAAUACAACUUGACUGGGGCGGUCUCCAUCACAAAACAAGCCCUACAGACUCUUAGGAAAGAAAGGACACAGAACACAGAAAUGCUGAUAGGAAGGGCCUACUACUUAUUAUCUGACGUUUAUCAGAAAGACAAAAAGUAUGGCCUGGCAGAAAAAUACAUGGAUCUAGCAAAACAGGUUCUGUCGAACUUCGAGAUUGGAGAAGACACCGGUGAAACCUACUACAACAAAGCAUCAUUAUAUGCUGCCAUGAUAGCCAAUCAUAGCUCACCCCCGAGCAGCUUAUUUGACGAGGUUCGAGAAAAUCUGGAACUGGCUAUUUGCCACUGGAGACAAGACAUGUCAUCCUGUCCGGCUCACCAAAGAAGAGCACACAUCAAACUCGCAGCUGUGUUGUUGGACUGUGCUUCACCACAAGGGAGGGAGCGAACUGUCAGUCCACAACAUGUUGAAGCCGCUCGAAGGAGCAUAAACAUCGUGCGAACUGAAUUCUGGGAAGGAAUGCCCAAACGCAGCCGAUGUCGCUUCCUCCUCACAGAGUCUGACGUCUACUUUCGUCAGAAAAGUUACGCUUUGGCACAAGAAAAAGCUUUGGAAGCACGCGAUCUUGCCAAAAGCUGUAGGUUUAACAUAGAGGUAGACAUGGCAGACAGGCGGCUGGAAUGUUUGGCUGCUGUGCAUCAUUAUCUGCCGGCAUGUGGUACGGACAGAGUGUUACAGGAUGUCAUUGGCUCUCUGUCAGUUGAUACUGACACUAGGGAAGAAGACACGUUCUCAGAACCUGAUAGUGAACCAUUGAAUUAACAGACCAAUAGUGCGGUUGACGGAUCUUCCUUUUUGGUAUGUAGAUAGACUGAUGCUUGAUAUAAUUAGAUAAUUGGAUUUCCAUUAGAUAACAGGACUAUUCAAACAUGACUGACUGGGAAUGAGAAGAGCUUGUUGCACUUACAAAUUACGUGAAAGUGAACAUAUGUGAAUAGAAAUUAUGCAAAUGAGAAUCUAAUUUGCAUAAUCUUGCGUCGCUGAUGUGUUGGAGAGGAGAGUCCCUAACCGAAACUCAACUACAAGGUUCCACUGAGUCGUACAGAAAGACACAGACAAUCCUUUAUUCCCAAAACUCUCAAAAUCAUGCAGCAGAAACAAUUGUAAUAGUUGUUGAGUUUCAGACUCUAGCUUCUUCUGCAGAUUA
Branchiostoma belcheri (Belcher's lancelet) is the source of this 2708-nucleotide messenger RNA. RefSeq lists its product as uncharacterized. Gene Ontology annotation, molecular function: protein binding. The transcript has 10 exons. Bases 8 to 2323 code for a protein of 771 amino acids. The record is from RefSeq and is a predicted model, not a curated record. NCBI's taxonomy places the organism in Eukaryota, Metazoa, Chordata, Leptocardii, Amphioxiformes, Branchiostomatidae.